UAUUACCGAACGUAAUGAAUGCCGUUACACUCUCUCCCCCUUUCUCCAUCUAUUUCCAUAGUUUUUACACCUCCUGAAAAGCUUCAAUUUCAAGCAUCAGUUCUGUUCUCCAACGCCUCGCAAAGUCAUACCCGUUUUCUCACAAACACGUCGGAUCCGCGUGAUUGUGGCGUAUUCAAUCAAGUGGCUUUCAAGUCUUGCGAUUUGAGCUAAAGUUGUCAAUAGAUGGAGGAGGAAAAAAAGAAGAAGAGGAACAAGAAAAAGAAGAACAAGCAGACUAAAAUAACAGAUGAUGCGACUAAUUCUGUUGGACAAUCGGCCUCUGUGGAGCAGAAUCACGUCAUUCUGCAGAAUCAUCACAAUCAGGUUUCUGAGACUGCAGACGUUAAAAAAGAAAGCAAUCUAGAGCAAAAAGCAGAUGUGGAUCAGGAUGGACAUCAGGCCAAUGGCACAGGGGGUUCAAUUUUAGCUGAAGCUGAGAAAUCAUACUGGUUGGAGAAAGAGGCCAGCUUAGAAGAGACAAUCAAACAAUUUAAAAAACAAAAGGAUUUACACACAGAAAAAGAGGCUGGCUUGGAGAUUAAAAUUUUGCAAUUACAGAGUGAGAAAGGUUCCUGGCUUCAAAAAGAGGCCAGCUUAGAAGAGACAAUCAAACAAUUACAAAAAGAAAAGGAUAUACACAUAGAAAAAGAGGCUGGCUUGGAAAUGAAAAUUUUGCAAAUACAGGGUGAGAAAGGUUCCUGGCUUCAAAAAGAGGCUGGUUUUAAGGAGAAAAUCGAUCAGUUGAUAGAUGAAACAGCCACUUUGAGUUUGAAAGGGGUUAGCCUGGAGGAAAAGAUCAAACAGUUGGAGAGAGAGAGAGAAUCGUGGGUCCAACAGGAGAACUCAAACAAAGAAACAAUUGCAAGCCUGAACGAUGGCAACACACGGUUACGAGCACAGGUGAUGGAGUUGGAAGAAUCCAGGAACAAUAUUUUACAAGAAAACCAGCAGCUGAUGGAAAAUAUAUCUGUCCUGCAGUCACAGAUCCAGGACCAUGAGAGGAGUGCAGUUUCUGCUCGUUCGUCAUCUGUGACCCCAACGCAUGCUUCUGGAAAUGAGGACUUGAACUCUCAGAUUGAAGCUGCAGGUGCACUAGUUGAAAAAUUGGUCACUGAAAAUGCAGAGCUUGUUGAGAAGGUCAAUGAGUUAUAUGCUGAGCUUGAUCGACGGAAAGUAACUGCCCCAUCUUCUUCAAUCGUUGGAUCUGAUCUGAUGGUUGGAACUGCUGAAACUGCACGCGUUGCUCAUCCUGUUUCUGAAACUAGUGAGCAGAAAUCUGCAUUAGUCAAGGGGAUGGAGUCCCAAGAAGAUAUUGUACUCAAAGAUGGGAGGAACGGUGUUGAUCACAUGAUUGCCAGGGAUUCUGCCCAUGCCUCUGAUCCCAUUUUUGAAUCUAGUGAGAGGGCAUUUGUAUCAAACAAGAAGACAGAGUCCCUGGAAGAUGUUUCUUUUAAAGAUGAGGGAAAAGCUGGUGAAUAUGUUUAUACCGAGGAUACUGCUUUAAUCCAAAACACUCCGGAGACCAUAGACAGUGAAGAAAUUGUGCAAAUUCCACUCGAUGAGAAUGAAGUUCGGGAUCUGGAUUUGCAGGUCAUUCAGAGUGAAGAAAAGGCUGAUGUGCCAAUGACAGAUGCUCCGCUUAUUGGUGCUCCCUUCCGGUUAAUAUCUUUUGUUGCUAGAUACGUUAGCGGGGCUGAUUUGGUCAAUAAGAACUCUGUUAACUAAGGGCGGUUUUUCGCCACCAUUGAACUGGGUCUAACUUAUUGUAAUUGGAUUUAAAGUGGAAUUCUCAUCGAGAUUAAAGAUAAGUCAAAUUCAGCAAUACACAUUGUUUUGUAAUAGAAAUAUGUGAGUUACUCUCGGAGGAUAUAAAGUCCGCUGAGCUUUUUACCAAAAUUUUCAGGUACUUUUAACAUGGUCUUACUCUUACAAUGUAACACAGGCUUAUCAAACUGGGCCGUCUUUUUGGUAGUUAAUGGUGGCUUGAUUGGGCUGCCUGACAGAUAUUA
Molecule: messenger RNA, 2051 nt
Organism: Cornus florida
Lineage: Eukaryota; Viridiplantae; Streptophyta; Magnoliopsida; Cornales; Cornaceae
Exons: 13
Coding region: 226-1767 (513 amino acids)
Source: RefSeq, a predicted model, not a curated record